AUGGAGAGUGUGCGCGCCGCGGUCUACCUGUCCGUCUGUCUGUCCGUGCUGACUUCCCUCUGCCAGGGUCAAAGGUCAGCCGACAACCAGCUGCCGUCUGCAGCGGACGAGCCGAUGCUCGGUUUCACGACCGACGAGCUGGCUGAAGCCCUGCAUGGCUUCCUGGAUGACAGCAGCUUUGGUCUCUCUGUGGAGAAGAAAGCCAGCGUGAUCCCUCGGUGUGAUGUUGGCGAGCGCUGUGCGAUGAAACAUGGCCCUCGAAUCGGUCGACUGUGUGACUGUCUGAGAGGAACGGCCUGCAACACCUUCUUCCUCCGCUGCUACUGA
Molecule: messenger RNA, 327 nt
Organism: Cyclopterus lumpus (lumpfish)
Lineage: Eukaryota; Metazoa; Chordata; Actinopteri; Perciformes; Cyclopteridae
Gene: cart4
Product: cocaine- and amphetamine-regulated transcript 4
Exons: 3
Coding region: 1-327 (108 amino acids)
Biological process (GO): G protein-coupled receptor signaling pathway; negative regulation of appetite; cellular response to starvation
Molecular function (GO): neuropeptide hormone activity
Source: RefSeq, a predicted model, not a curated record